UUCAGGGUCUAUUUUUUUAAGGUAGAUUCUCUGGUGCAUUGAAAAUGAGGACUAGGAGGCCUGACUUCUGGUCCUGCCCUGUUGCUAGGUCACUCUGGGCAAGCACCUCCCUCUCCUGGCCAAGCUUCCUCAUCUAUAAAAUGAGUCAGCUGAACCUUAAGAUCUUUAAAACCCCUUCUCAGCACCAACAUUCUAUAAUUUGGGGCUUUUCAAAGCAUCACACCAGUAACCAAGGGUUAUGUUUGGCUUUGGUUUUAAAAAAUAGUUACAAGUACAAAAAUUUAAAUCAGAUGGUGCUUGUAAGCCCAUGUACCGGCCUCACCCCACAAGCUUACUUCCUGAGGAAAGCAGACUCAAGCUAAUGUAAUGUCAGAAACAGCAAAAUUGAAUUAAAAAAUUUAAAAACAUCACACUCCGUUAAAUUUGAAUUUCAGAUAAGCAACAAAUCAUUUCUGGCUUUAAGAUCAAAUAUUUGUUGUUUCCCUGAAAUUCAAACGUAACUGGGCUUAGGGAUCCCUUCCUCUUCAGCGGGCAGCUUCUAGUCUUGGGACCUGUUACUCUGGAGACAGCUGAUUGGGCAAGGACUUGGUGCUCUAAUCUAAGGGCCCUCUGGAUAGGCUGGAAUCAGCAGCCUAUGAGGAAGCUGGAGGCAAGAGCUCUGCCCAGUAAGGGCUCUGUAAUAUACAGAGUGGGGUCUCACCAAGCCAAUCCCAUUCUCGCUCUCAUUUAGCAUUUUAAAUGGAAGCCACGCUUCAAGGGGCUAAUAAGAAUCUAGGAAAGUCGGGAGGAGGGCACUAAAGAGGGGACCCGGUACAGAAGGAGAAGUUGAAUCAAGAAUGCCCUGGCCUGUUUAUGUGUCAGUCUCUUCAUAGAGUAAACUGACAACUUCUCUGGUGCUGAACCUGUGCCUAAUUCAUUCUUGGGUACCCAGUUUGAUGCCUGGCACAGUAUGGGGUGAAUGAAUGUGUGAAUGCUACAGCGCCUUGCCCUCUCGCCACUUGUCAUCUAUUACAUGAGACAGACUUACAGCACAGCUAGGAAAUUAGUUAUUUCCAGUUUCCUGGAGAGCUCCUGAUGAGGAUGUUGAAGAUGCUGAUUCUACCCCUGGUGGUCUCCAGCUUGAUGUCCGGCCUCGCCUCCCUGGAUGCCAAGACCUCCAGCCGCCUGGGCAUCCUCACUGUGGCGUACUACCUGUGGACCACCUUCGUGGCAGUCAUCGUGGGCAUCGUCAUGGUCUCCAUCAUCCACCCGGGUGGCGCGGCCCAGAAGGAGACAACGGGGCAGAGUGGGAAGCCCAUCAUGAGCUCAGCCGACCCCCUGCUGGACCUCAUUCGGAACAUGUUUCCAGCCAACCUGGUGGAAGCCACAUUCAAACAGUACCGCACCAAGACCACCCCGGUUGUCAAGUCCCCCAAGGCGGCAUCCGAAGAGGCCCCUGCUGCGCGGAGCCUCAUCUAUGGGGUCCAGGAGGAGAACGGCUCUCGUGUGCAGAACUUCGCCCUGGACCUGACCCCACCACCCGAAGUUGUUUACAAGUCAGAGCCGGGCACCAGCGAUGGCAUGAACGUGCUGGGCAUCGUCAUCUUCUCUGCCACCAUGGGCAUCAUGCUGGGCCGUAUGGGCGACAGCGGGGCCCCCCUGGUCAGCUUCUGCCAGUGCCUCAAUGAGUCUGUCAUGAAGAUCGUGGCGGUGGCUGUGUGGUACUUCCCCUUUGGCAUCGUGUUCCUCAUCGCUGGCAAGAUCCUGGAGAUGGACAACCCCACGAUGGUCGGAAAGAAGCUGGGCUUCUACGCGGUGACCGUGGUGUGCGGGCUGGUGGUCCACGGCCUCUUCAUCCUGCCCCUGCUCUACUUCUUCAUCACCAAAAAGAACCCCGUCGUCUUCAUCCGCGGCGUCCUCCAGGCCCUGCUCAUCGCGCUGGCCACCUCCUCCAGCUCAGCCACACUGCCCAUCACCUUCAAGUGCCUGCUGGAAAACAACCACAUCGACCGGCGCAUUGCCCGCUUCGUGCUGCCCGUGGGCGCCACCAUCAACAUGGAUGGCACUGCGCUCUAUGAGGCUGUGGCUGCCAUCUUCAUUGCCCAGGUCAACAACUAUGAGCUGGACUUCGGCCAGAUCAUCACUAUCAGCAUCACAGCCACCGCGGCCAGUAUCGGGGCAGCCGGCAUCCCCCAGGCCGGACUUGUCACCAUGGUCAUCGUGCUCACUUCCGUGGGUCUUCCUACCGACGACAUCACCCUCAUCACUGCUGUCGACUGGGCUCUGGACCGUUUCCGCACCAUGAUUAACGUGCUGGGUGAUGCCCUGGCCGCUGGGAUCAUGGCCCACGUCUGCCGGAAGGACUUUGCUCAGGACACAGGCACUGAGAAACUGCUGCCCUGCGAGACCAAGCCUGUGAGCCUCCACGAGAUCGUGGCGACCCAGCAGAACGGCUGUGUGAAGAGUGUGGCUGAGGCCUCAGAGCUGACUCUGGGCCCCGCCUGUCCCCACCACGUCCCCAUCCAGGCGGAGCAGGAUGAGGAGCCAGCCGCUGCCCGUCUGGACCACUGCACUAUCGAGAUCAGUGAGCUGGAGACCAAUGUCUGAGCCUGCGGAGCCGCAGGGGCCAGGGGCGGCCUCCAAGGUCAGGGGCCAAAGGCAGGAUCUCAACCCGCCGCAGAGCCCAGGGGCCAGGCUCACACAAUCUUCCCAACCUGGAGAGAGCAGAAUGAGCACCGCUGGAUGGAAAAUGAAGUUCCGGAGAAAGACGGCACGGGGGCGCCGCCGCUGGAGAGGUACAGUCAGAUGUCGCCCAGGCCCUGAUGGGGACACAUCCGCCAGGUGGCCUCUGAGGACGGCAGGCAGAGGUCAUGGUACCUACUUUCUGGAUCACAGAGAUGAGGCUCUGGGAGCUGAAAACACUUGCCCCAGGUCUCCGGACGAGUCGUGUCCGGGCCAGGACUCCAGUUCAAGGCUUUCAGGCCCUGGCCGCUCCCUCCCAGAGGACAGCGAUGCCUGCAGGGCCAGAUGCCGAGAGAAAGAGGCUCUGCCCCUCUCCGGGGGCCCCACAGCCACCACUGCUUUCAAUUUAUGGAGACAUAACAACGUCCUGGUUCUGCCCCAGCUGCGUCCCAGCCCGGGCCGGCCCCCACCCUGCCCCAUGACGCGUGGCCUCAGACAAACUGCUCUCCCCAAGGACAGGCCCAGCCCGAGGCCCAGACCUGCGGCCUAGCAUGUGCCACAGCCCGUCCCGUGGCCCCUCCUACCAGUUACCUCUCACAAAGCUCCCCCGACGUGGAGCCGGAGCCGGGGAAGGCGUCACCAGGGCUGCGGGGCACGGAGGACCAUGUGGGCCAGCCGGGAUGGGGGCAGCCGGCCUGCCUGGGAUGCUUUAGCCCAGCUGCCCUUACGGGCCUGGGGUCAGCACUCCCCAACAGCCCGUGUGAUGAAGUAGAGUGAGAUUUUUCUAUUCCUUUCCUUCUGUGUUUGCAAAUUCAAUGAUAACGAAAUAAAAGUAUUUUGUUUUUCAA
This is a messenger RNA of Sus scrofa (pig), 3509 nucleotides long. The record is from RefSeq and is a predicted model, not a curated record. Lineage: Eukaryota; Metazoa; Chordata; Mammalia; Artiodactyla; Suidae.